CAUUAAUGAUGAAGAAGUUUUUUAUACUACAGAUCUUCAGAAUGAAGCAAGUUUAUCUGAGAAUAGUGAGCUUAAUGAGCUUUUAGAUGAAUUAUCUAUAGAAGAUAACUGUGCUGCCGCUCUUAAUUCUGCAAUAAUCAAUUAUUUUAAUGAUAUUGAUCAAACUAUUGCAACUGAAGAAGCAUUAACCGACCAACAAAUAGUUACUCUUAUUCAAAAUAAAGAACGUGAUGAUGUUGAAAGUGGUUCUGAUGAUUCAAAUAAAAAACCAUCUGAAGUGCCUAUUCAAGAAGCAUAUAAUGCAUUAAAAACUUGGAUAACUUUUUUUGAACAACAACAAUCUUCAAAUUUUAAUAUGAAUGAUAUAAAAAUAUUUAAAAAAUAUGAGAAAAUUACAAAUAGAAUAUUGUUAAAUUCACAAAAACAAAUUAAUUCCUGA
Molecule: messenger RNA, 439 nt
Organism: Racocetra fulgida
Lineage: Eukaryota; Fungi; Glomeromycota; Glomeromycetes; Diversisporales; Gigasporaceae
Source: the annotation of a GenBank genome assembly